AUGAUAAAAAUUCUGCUGAUCUUUGCAAUUGCCAUGCUCGCCGAAGUAUCCCUUAGCACCCCGCGUGUUGGAGACGACGCCUCUACGAAUAAUGCCGCCUCGCCAGAUUGCCCACCGGAGGACGAAUGUGGUUGGCAUUGCUACCUCGACACCAAUCCAAAUUCCAAAAACGAGGACAAGUCGAAGAGGAGUGGGAACGAUGAAAUGAGGGAAUCCGUCUUAGAGGACGCAUGGGAUCUUCGGCAGUAUGGUUACCCACUCUGGAACUAUAGAUUGUAUAACGAACUAUCGAAGAUCUUGAAGACU
Iphiclides podalirius (scarce swallowtail) is the source of this 306-nucleotide messenger RNA. NCBI's taxonomy places the organism in Eukaryota, Metazoa, Arthropoda, Insecta, Lepidoptera, Papilionidae. The record is from the annotation of a GenBank genome assembly.